GUCCUUGACUGCUUCAGCUUCUCAUUUUUGGCAUGAAUUUGGAAAUGACUUUUGAUGGCAAGAUGAAGUCUGUGAAUGAGCAGCCUGACCAGAAGUCAUGUCAUAAGAAGGCUAAAGGUUUGCUUUUUCUUUUGUCCCCAUGGUGGUGCCCUGCUGCAAUGGUUCUCAUCAUCGUGUGCCUGGGGUUAUCAGUGACCCUUAUUUUACAGUGGAUGCAAUUACUCCAGGUAUCUGACCUCCUAAAGCAAUACCAAGCAAACCUUACUCACCAAGAACAUAUCCUGGAGGGACAGAUCUUAGCCCAGCAGCAAGCACAGCAAGCAGCAAAUGCUUCAGAGAAGAAACUCAAGGAAACUAUAGACACCCUUACCUGGGAGCUGCAGGAGAAAUCCAAAGAGCAGGAAAAACUUCUGCAACAGAAUGUGAACCUCCAAGAAGCCCUGCAGAGAGCUGAAAACUUUUCAGGUCCUUGCCCAGAAGACUGGUUAUGGCAUAAAGAAAACUGUUACCUGUUCUCUUCAGAGUCAUCUUACUGGACAAAGAGCCAAGAAACUUGCCUGUCUUUGGAUGCUCAGAUGCUACAAAUUAAUAGCGUAGAUGAUCUGAACUUCAUCUCGCAAGCAACUUCCCAUUCCACCUCGCCAUUUUGGAUGGGAUUGCACCGGAAGAAACAAAACGAACCCUGGCUGUGGGAGAAUGGCUCUCCUUUGCGUCCUCACCUAUUUAAGAUCAGGGGGAUUCCUUCUCAGACGCAUCCAUCAGGCACCUGUGUGUACAUUCAAGAGGGAGCUGUUUUUGCUGACAACUGCAUUUUAACUGCAUUCAGUAUUUGCCAGAAGCAGGCAAAGCCAUUGCCAAUGCAUUGAAUUUAAAGAUCCUGGAAGAACAGGAGAAGACCUUGGACUGUUGUUAUGAAAUUUAAGCUAUUCUUGCUUACUUGAAUGUAAAACAUGAUUUCCCUGACAGCUGUCAGCAAACUACUACCUUCAGUUCACCUCAGCAGAGGCAAGGACCAGAAGCAGAGACUGGGGAUCCAGUUGGUUGACAUCUUUGUUUCCAACGUUGUGAGUUCAAUUGUUUAGCCACAGCUUUGCUCUUUCCAAGCCUCCCAGUCAGCCUACAAUCCUUCAUCCCUUUCCUGUUUUAAAUGAUGACUCCUGCUUGACCUGAAAAAUCAGUCUCCUAUACCUCAGAGGGACUUUUGGAGCUACAUGGAAGGCAGAAUAUAGAGACCCUGCUAAAGUGCAGGCAGAAGGCUCAGGAGGAAAGUGUGUCUGAGAAGCAGCAUGCAAAGAGACAGCACAGAGGAAAAGCAAACCUGCAAGCAGGGACUUUAUCUUUGUAACUGUGCUCCAUCUCCAGACUACACCAUUUACACGUUUGCAUUUUUAAAUUUUAUUUGAUGUUUGUACAGGGUUGCCUACAUGUAUUUCUGUGUGCCACAUGAGUGCCUGAUACCAUUGGAGAUCAGAAGUGAGCAUACUGUCUCCU
Microtus oregoni (creeping vole) is the source of this 1491-nucleotide messenger RNA. It is a transcript of the gene Olr1, whose product is annotated as oxidized low density lipoprotein receptor 1. Gene Ontology annotation, molecular function: low-density lipoprotein particle receptor activity. Gene Ontology annotation, cellular component: plasma membrane; signaling receptor complex. Gene Ontology annotation, biological process: inflammatory response; lipoprotein metabolic process; leukocyte cell-cell adhesion. The transcript is spliced from 7 exons. Bases 33 to 866 code for a protein of 277 amino acids. The record is from RefSeq and is a predicted model, not a curated record. Lineage: Eukaryota; Metazoa; Chordata; Mammalia; Rodentia; Cricetidae.